Messenger RNA from Rotaria sp. Silwood1, 993 nucleotides. Lineage: Eukaryota; Metazoa; Rotifera; Eurotatoria; Philodinida; Philodinidae. The record is from the annotation of a GenBank genome assembly.
AUGACUACAAUGAAAAAUUCGUUAGCCCGUUCUAGUCCAUUGCCAAGUCUUCAUCCGGUGCAUGCUAAUACACAAAUAAAAUCAACUUUCGCAACAAUACAACCUAUUUUACCCAAUACUCCUUCAACAACAGUAUCAAAAAAAUGUCCAACAAAAAAACGUGUUCGUUUCGCAUUAAAAUUAGAAACUAUUGAAGAUCUAUCAUCACCAAAGAAUGACAAGCCUACUGUAUCAACAAUAAAAUCAAACAAACGCAUUACUAAUCCACGGCGAGAAGAUGGACAAUUAUAUGGUGCUUAUGUUGAAUAUUUAGAAAAACAAGGUGCUUUAGUAUCGGAUAUAUCAGAAGUACAUCGACCAUCACGACCAUCACCACCACAGUUGCCACCACAUGAGUCUGAACGUGAAUCAUCAGCACAUACAAAGACACAUUCUGCUCGAAGCAAAUCACCUGAAAUUAUCGUUGAAUCAAUCACGGGUACAACAGCACCAGCUUAUUUACCACAUAUUGUUCAUCCAACAGCAGUCACAAACAAGAAUAAUAAUAAUAAUAGACGACCAUCAUUGCCUAUAAUUGAUCCUAAUUUCAAACAACGAAUUGAUCCAGGAAUUCCAACUCAUAAAAUUCAAUCAAAAAAAACACUUGGUUCAGUUAGUAAUAGAAAUUAUUCGAAUUCAGUACACUCAGUUGCAAAACGAACUGCUCUUGCUUUACCAUUGAUUAAAGAUACGAAAUCCAAUGAAAAAUCAAUGCGAGCAGAUAAUUCUGUUGGUGCAAAAAUUGUUAAUGAAUAUUGUCAAUCAAAAAAAAUUACUGAGAUCAUUUCUGGUACAUUACCUGGUGCAAAUCAUCAAAUCAAUCAUGUAUCUGAACGUUCUGUAUUGCCUAAUCUUUCAAAAACACCUCCAAGUCCUCAUCAUAAUCAUUUGAAUAAUGAACCAUAUUUUUUUCAAAACCAUAAUAAUGAUCAAAUGCAACCAAUUAUUCAUUAA